CCGCAGUUGGUGCGGCCCGGGACAGCAUGGCGGCUGCCUUUCGGCCUGCGAAGGAAGUUCUGCUGCUGCAGGCGCUGCGGAAUCUGGUGUAUACCAGGGUGGGAGGCUCAGGCUCCGCAUGCUGCCGCUGCCCUGUCGGAGCUAAAAGAUAUCUACUUACAGAUAAUAUUGUGAAAUUAAAAGAAUUUCAGCAUAAGAAGGUGGCUGUUGGAUGUAAUCUUCCUGGUACCAAAGAAACCUAUUUGAGAAACUUGGAAGAGAAACUGACCCAGAACAAGCUCAUCUUGAAAGAGGAGUUGAGAACCUUGCUUCAUUUGUGUGAGUCCCGAGACGAUAUGGAGCUGGCUAAAAAUGUCAUUUACAGGUACCAUGCAGAGAACAGGAAUAUCACUUUGGGAGAGUAUAAAUUUGGACCACUUUUCAUGAGGUUGUGCUACGAGCUGGAUCUUGAGGAAUCUGCAGUGGAGCUCAUCAGAGACCAGCAUUUACGAGGUUUCUUCUCAGAUUCCACAUCAUUCAAUAUUUUGAUGGAUAUGUUAUUUAUCAAAGGCAAAUAUAAAAGUGCACUGGAAGUCCUGAUAGAGAUGGAAAACCAAGAUGUGAAGUUCAGCAAAGAUACCUAUGUCCUUGCUUUUGCAAUUUGCUACAAACUGAAUAGCCCUGAAUCUUUUAAAAUCUGUACUACAUUAAGAGAAGAAGCCCUGAUCAAAGGAGUAGUCCUCUCCAGGAGGGCGUCCUGUUUUGCAGUGGCACUAGCGCUGAACCAGAACCAGCUGGCAAAAGCUGUAUCCAUUUUUUCUCAGAUCAUGAAGCCAGAAAGUAUAAUCUGCACUAAUUUAAAUAUUAUGAUCCAUAUUGAGUCAAAUAUGUUGAAAACCCUAAUAGAGAUACUAACGGAUGCUACAGAGGGAAAUUUAUCAAGAUUUGUGAAGAAACCUGUGUUCUCAGAGGAAGUGCUGGUCAAAGUGAGGGAAAAAGUGAAGGAUGUGCCUGCUCUUCUGGUGAACUUUGAUGAGCUCUACAGGAAACUGCACAUGAAUGGCCAGGUCACUACUUACACUCUGGAUGCUCUGCUCUGCCACACUCCCAGGGACAGAAAAUCCCACAUGGUGCUAUUAAACAAGAGGACAGUCAGCCGUCGGACCUUCCAGCCACUCAGCCAGUCCCUGUGGGCUGAGUAACGCUGGGUUCAAACCACCCACUGGUCUAAGUCGGAGGGGCCCUGCUUCUAAUGAGUUUUGGCUUCCUAAGAAAUCAGGCAUCGUACUCCUGUGGACACUAUACUACUACCUAACACUCUCCUCCUUAAAUUUCCAUGUUCACUGAGUAGCUGGCAUGCUGACUUGAGAAGUUAAUAUCUUGUGCCACUGUGAAAAUCGAGACACCAGCAAGCAGAAAGCUCGGCUCCUGAAGAAAGGGGGUUUCCCCAUGUAAACUGCUGAGGAUCCUUGAAGAAACAGUCAUGGCCACCAGUCCAGCUUCCAGGACCAGAGCAGAACCCAAGAAGCACAAGCAGGAAGGAAUUUCACAAUAAGUGAUCAACUCAGACUAAUAUUCGGGGGAGUAGUUACUUGCAGAUUAUACCCUUGCUGAAUUCAGGAGGUCUAAGACCCUGUUCUACCGUCCUGGGAAAGAACCCAGGAUUUUCUCACUGCUUCUGUCAUCAUUUACCUGUAACAGUAAACUAGGUACUUGAGCUUUCAUUUUUCCAUCUGUAAAAUAAUAGUACCUGUGUGAAUCUGCAUACUGGUUUGAAAUUUUCAUUCAGGGUUCAGUAGGAUCAAGAAUAAGAGAAAUGAAAUGGUUCCUCAGGAAACUUUUUGUUUUCUCAGCAGAGCAAACAAAACCAGAAUUUAACUCAGAACUGAUAAAUAAGCCAAAUUUAAAUGACUACCACUCUGGUCACGGGUAAACCAUGUGCUUUUCAAAAUAAAUGCUGAUAAAAAC
Messenger RNA from Vicugna pacos (alpaca), 1947 nucleotides. It is a transcript of the gene PTCD2, whose product is annotated as pentatricopeptide repeat domain 2. Gene Ontology annotation, molecular function: protein binding; RNA binding. The record is from RefSeq and is a predicted model, not a curated record. NCBI's taxonomy places the organism in Eukaryota, Metazoa, Chordata, Mammalia, Artiodactyla, Camelidae. Gene Ontology annotation, cellular component: mitochondrion. Gene Ontology annotation, biological process: mitochondrion organization; multicellular organism development; regulation of mRNA processing.